GUUAAAUUGUAUCAUAAAGAAAGUUUUCUUCGCAUAAGCAACCGAGACAAAGAAGUAGUAAGAUGCCUUCCUAUACGUUGUAUUAUUUCAACGGCCGAGGACGGGCGGAGGUCCUUCGAAUGUUGUUCUCUGCAGCAGGAGUUCAGUUUCAGGACAAACGAAUUGAGUUUUCAGAAUGGAGCCAUUACAAAAGCAAGGCACCGUGUCGCUGUUUGCCAUAUUUGGAAAUUGACAGUGUUACCAAAAUACCGGAAUCCAUGGCUAUAUCUCGAUAUCUUGCUAGAGAAUUCGGAUUCCACGGAAGAACGAACAUGGAUAUAUUCCGGGUUGAUUAUAUCUGCGACUGUUUUUAUGAUAUCUUUCAUGAUUACAUGAGAUGGUUUCAUGAGAAACACGGACGAUUCAGAACUGGUUGUUGUCCUAGUCUCAGCUCUUGUAUCCACCACCAUGACCGAGAAAAUGACAUGAAACUUCGUUACAUUGAUACAUGUAGAAGAAUAUUACCGUUUCUGGAGAUGACGUUAGGAUCCUUCAAUGGAGGCAAGCAGUUUUUCAUGGGAGAACAGAUUAUGCUGUGUGAUAUGAUGUGUUAUUGUUGUUUGGAAGGCCCAAUGCGAGACAACCAGUCGUUAAUGAACGGCUACCCGAAUCUGAUGGCUCUCAGACAGAGAGUAUCCAGCCAUCCUAAAAUAUCUAUGUAUCUGAAGAAACGCAGUCAUAGUGAUUGGUAAUGUUCACAUGAAAUCACAAUACAUACUCCUACGUAUACCCUUGUCACCUUUCAUAUAUGUA
This is a messenger RNA of Octopus bimaculoides (California two-spot octopus), 792 nucleotides long. RefSeq names its product S-crystallin SL20-1. Gene Ontology annotation, molecular function: glutathione transferase activity. NCBI's taxonomy places the organism in Eukaryota, Metazoa, Mollusca, Cephalopoda, Octopoda, Octopodidae. The record is from RefSeq and is a predicted model, not a curated record. Gene Ontology annotation, biological process: glutathione metabolic process.